CAACAACCUACCCUUAGCCAACUCCACGCCAUACACGAUUGCACUGUUGAACCACCGUUUCAGAACACACAUAGCACCAAUCCUGCAAUACAACCAGCUAUGCCCCCCCAAUCUCGCACGAUCCCUGACGUAAAUCACACGGUCCUAUCCCGCUACCUCCCCCGCCUACAAAAGAUUCUCUCCUUAGCCUCGUACGCGGUGCUCUACACCUACAACCACGAAUCCGGAAUAUGGCAAAAGUCGAACACGGAGGGCUCGCUCUUCAUCUGCUCCCUUACACCUAUCCAGCAGCAGCAACAAGAAGAAUACACAAUAGUCCUGCUGAACCGUCGGGGCUUGCAAAACUUCAUCUACACCCUCACUGAACCGGGGAACAUUGAAUACACCGAGGGUGGGGACUACGUUAUGCUCCAGGGCGAGGAGGAGAAGAUUGUUUAUGGGAUAUGGGUGUAUGCUGAGCCCGGCACGUCCUCCGAGGGGGAUAGGACUAAGGUUGCAGAGUGGGUGAAGGAGUGUGCCAUGAGGUAUGCUGAGGGGGUGGCUAGGGCUGGGAAGGGGCAGGAGCAGCAGCAAGCAGUUGGGGGAGGUGUGGAUCUAGCAGGCGGCAGGAGCAUUUCCUUGACAGAGUUAUUCCAAAGUAGCUCACUCGCCACUGCUACCAUACCACAACCACAGCAGCAGCAUCACCACCAGUACCCGACACAAACAUAUACCCCCGCGCAGCACCAGCAAGAAGGAUAUUUCCAUCACCAACUAUCACCACCACCUCCUCCUCCUCCUCAAUCGCAGGAAGCCACUGGCAGUGAAUCGUUAAUGAGGUUAUUUGGGAACGCCAGCGGUAGGUGCACUGGCAGAACUACAUCGGGGCAUUAGUAUAUGUAUUCCUACUUUUAUCUUUUCUUUCUUUCUUCCCAGUUGCUUGAUAGGGCAUGUUGCUGCACAGUAUGAUACGACACGUGUGCCUAAUGUUAUCUCACGGCGUUAGGGCUUUGUUUCAACCUAUUUUGUUUCGUCUUCCGGUCUUUUAGCUUCGUUCGCUAUUUUAUAGGCACGGUUUCGCACAGGGA
Messenger RNA from Tuber melanosporum (Perigord truffle), 1067 nucleotides. RefSeq lists its product as uncharacterized. NCBI's taxonomy places the organism in Eukaryota, Fungi, Ascomycota, Pezizomycetes, Pezizales, Tuberaceae. Gene Ontology annotation, cellular component: P-body. Bases 100 to 873 code for a protein of 257 amino acids. Gene Ontology annotation, molecular function: enzyme activator activity; mRNA binding. The transcript has a single exon. Gene Ontology annotation, biological process: deadenylation-dependent decapping of nuclear-transcribed mRNA; deadenylation-independent decapping of nuclear-transcribed mRNA; positive regulation of catalytic activity. The record is from RefSeq and is a predicted model, not a curated record.